Messenger RNA from Ichthyophthirius multifiliis, 914 nucleotides. RefSeq names its product protein kinase domain protein. The transcript is spliced from 5 exons. Lineage: Eukaryota; Ciliophora; Oligohymenophorea; Hymenostomatida. The record is from RefSeq and is a predicted model, not a curated record.
AGGCCACGUUAAAUGAUACUAAUGAGAAAGUAGCCAUAAAAAAAGUUUUUUAAGAUAAAAGAUAUAAAAACAGAGAAUUCGAAAUAAUAAAAACAUUAAAUCAUUAAAACAUAGUAAGAUUAAAAUAAGCAUAUUAUACACAUGGAAAUAAUGAAGACGAAGUUUAUUUAAACUUAGUAAUGGAAUAUAUACCUGAAACUCUUUCAAACAUAAUAAGAUAUUAUAGAAAAAGCAAAUAAUAAUUUCCUCCUUUAUUACUAAAAGUGUUUUCUUAUUAAAUGUUUAGAGCUUUGGCUUAUUUAAAGGGAAUCGGAAUUAGUCAUAGAGAUAUUAAACCUUAAAACAUUUUAACUGAUUCAUCUAAUUAUUUACUUAAAAUUUGUGAUUUUGGAUCUGCAAAAAAACUUGUUAAAGGAGAACCGAAUAUUGCUUAUAUUUGUUCUAGAUAUUAUAGAGCACCAGAGCUUAUUUUUGGAGCCGAAUAAUAUAAUACUUAAAUUGAUGUGUGGUCUAUAGGAACUGUUAUUGCUGAAUUAAUACUAUGUGAACCACUUUUUCCAGGUCAAAAUGCAGUAGAAUAAUUAGUUGAAAUUAUUAAAAUUCUAGGUACACCUUCUAAAGAAUAAGUACUUAAAAUGAACCCUUAACAUAAUUAAUUUAAUUUUGCUUAAAUAAAACCAAGUAAUUGGUCAAAAAUAUUUGCUAAAUAAAAACCUGAUCCAUUACUUAUUGAUUUAAUAAGUAGAAUACUUGUUUAUGUCCCAAAUGAAAGGCCUACACCUCUUGAAGCUCUUUUACACCCAUAUUUUAAUGAGUUAAGAUAGUAAAAAUUUUAUUAGAGUAAUACUGGAAUGCCUGAUUUGUUUAAUUUUAAAACUGAGGAAGUAAGUACAUAAUCUUAAUUAUAUAAUUAA